This is a messenger RNA of Zasmidium cellare ATCC 36951, 927 nucleotides long. RefSeq lists its product as uncharacterized. Lineage: Eukaryota; Fungi; Ascomycota; Dothideomycetes; Mycosphaerellales; Mycosphaerellaceae. The transcript is spliced from 3 exons. The coding region runs from base 1 to 927 and encodes 308 amino acids. The record is from RefSeq and is a predicted model, not a curated record. Gene Ontology annotation, molecular function: methyltransferase activity.
AUGGCAGUACUCAAUGUGAAGAACACUCCCGUCUCGGCGGAGGCUCGAGCUUACCACAAGGACGACUCGUCUGUGUAUGUACUGCCCAACGACUCACCAGAGCACGCCCGGCUGGAGAUGCAAGCCCGGCUCAUGGAAGGCCUCAUGUACGGCGAUGUUAUCCACGCACCGCUGGAGCCAGCUAAGGUCACUCGAUGCCUCGACAUAGGCUGCGGUACUGGAUACGUGACCAACGCGAUGGCUCGCAAAUAUCCAGACGCAGAAGUCAUCGGCCUGGACCUGUCUCCAGUGCCCAAUAUCCGGCAAUGGGAGCAGAAUGUGAAGUUUUUCGAGGGAAACGUCCUGACGCAGAUGCCGUCUGGAUGGAAAGCAGCUGAUGGGCAGUCCACACUCCCGCACAAUGACAGCCUCUUCGACCUGUGUUGGUCUCGUCUUUUGUUCAUGGGCAUGACUGACUGGCCAGGAUUCUUCAAGAAAAGUUUCGAACUGCUGAAGCCAGGAGGAUGGGCCGAAUGCCAUGAGAUGGAUGCUGUUUGGUACGACUCAAAUGACCAAGAGUGGCUAACCGAAGAGCAAUGGAACAAGCGGUUGGUCAAAGCUAUGGAAGCGCUAGGAUUCGAGCGGUAUGCGGGCUCAAAUGCCGCACGUAUAAUGAAAGAGGCGGGGUUUAUCGACAUUGAGACAGUUCAAUAUCGAAUGUAUUUUGGAGGAGGUCGUGAGCGGACGCCAUUCUUGAAAAAGGCUGGGGAAUUCUGGGCGAAAGAUGCCAAAGAGGUGGUACCGUUGAGCAUCAAGCGAGUCCUAUCGAUGACGGGCUCCAGCGAGGAGAAAAUAAAUGCGUUGGUGGAAGACUUUGAGCGUUCUCUCGUGCUGGACGUUGGCAAUUACUCGAUCGUGCACGUCACGUACGGUCGCAAGCCUGAGUAG